Molecule: messenger RNA, 3132 nt
Organism: Rana temporaria (common frog)
Lineage: Eukaryota; Metazoa; Chordata; Amphibia; Anura; Ranidae
Gene: STOX1
Product: storkhead box 1
Exons: 4
Coding region: 142-3051 (969 amino acids)
Biological process (GO): positive regulation of transcription by RNA polymerase II
Cellular component (GO): nucleus; cytoplasm
Molecular function (GO): RNA polymerase II transcription regulatory region sequence-specific DNA binding; DNA-binding transcription activator activity, RNA polymerase II-specific
Source: RefSeq, a predicted model, not a curated record
UUGGCUGUAGCGCAGAUGGUGGAUUGGCUCGGCCCCCUCCACUGCUCGCCGUCUCCCGGGCAGCGGGUCAGUCAUUGAUCCUGGCGGUGAGGAGAGCUCCGUGUCCCAUGUAUGUGAGCGCUCCGCUCUGAGCUCAGCACCAUGUCCCGGGACAGGCCGGUCCAGCUGGCCCCCUCCUCCCUGUCCUUAGUUCUGUGUAAGCUGGACGGCACCGGGGAGGGCGAGAAGGGCAGCCAGGUCUUCCAGGACUUCCAGGCGGCCAACGCCAAGUGCUUCUGGAACAAGAGGCUGGUCCGGGCUGUGGGUGAGGUGUCCUUCCAGGGCUGGCUGGAGAGCUGGGUGCUGCUGGUCCAGGGACAAAGUACCAACCUGGAGGUACUGAGGGAUGCCUGGGUCAGGAGAGCCCUGAGACCCCCCAAAGGAUUCAUCAUCACUGCAUUGGGUGAUGUUUCUCCAGUACAGAUGAGCCCCGUGUCUCAGUCUCAGUUCAUCCCUCUGGCUGAAGUCUUAUGCUGUGCAAUAUCUGAUAUGAAUGCCACACAGAUUUUAGUAACGCAAGAUUCCCUCAUGGAGCAGCUGGUAAAACAUUACCCAGGUAUUGCAACCCCAUCCCAGGAAAUUCUCUAUUCUACUCUUGGGACUCUAAUCAAAGAGCGAAAAAUCUUCCACACUGGAGAGGGUUAUUUCAUUGUCACUCCGCAGACAUACUUCAUCACUAGAAAGCCACUUUCACCCAAGUGUGGUGCAACUGAAGAUAAUUCUGCCUCAACUCCAACUGUUACUUAUCUUGUGAGCAUGGAGAGCUGUGCAGACUUAACCAAAGUUAAUGUCCCCUCUGUGUCCCACUGCCGUUCUUGCAGCUGCUUCUCUGAAAAUUCCACUCAGAACAUAUUAGGGCAGCAGUCAAUCAAUGAGAGUAAUCCAAAGGAACAUAAAAGUGUCAAGGAUUCAAAAACAGCUGUUCAAAACCAAGCCACCUCCACUUCACGGGACCAUCAUACAUGUGUUAAGACAAAGCCACAACUCUCGUUAAAAGAAAAAGAAAAGUGCAAUAAGAAAUUUGGCAUCAGUCUCUUCUGGAGAAAUGUUUCUAAAAAAGAGAAAUCCAAAAAAGAACUAGCAAGCUUUUCUGCGCAGUUUCCACCAGAAGAGUGGCCGGUGAGAGAUGAAGAUAACUUGGAUAAUAUCCCGCGUGAUAUAGAACAUGAAAUAAUUAAGCGCAUCAAUCCAAUUCUUACUGUGGACAACUUGAUAAAACAUACAAUGUUGAUGCAGAAAAUGGAAGAACAGAAAAAGUACUUUAGUAAAGGGACCUCAACAGAUAUAAUCCGAAACAAAAAUGGACAUAAUGGUAAAAGCAGCAAUAAGAAGAAAAAUGGUAGAAUGUCAAAGUACCAUAAAAAGGUUCAGGCCAGUAAAGAAAAAGCCAAAAAGGACAUCUCUGUCCAAAGGUCAGCUCUUCAUGGGGAGACUACUGUGGUAAAGAAGUCCUCUCAACAGACUGGUGGAAAUGACGACAUACUGGUUCCAGACGUCUUCGCUCCAGCUAAUGCAGAUGUUGAAAAAAAUGAGACCCUUUAUAAAAAACAAAUUCAAAACCCUUUUGAGGGUAUUUCUUAUAGGGAAACCGGUAACAUCAGUGGACACAAAUCUGUAAAAGAGAUGAAAAGAAUCAACUCUGGAAAAAAUAGAAAAAAUAUGCCAAGGUCAAAGUCUUUAGACUGCCCAGGAUCAAAUGCCGAGGCUGGAACACGACAUUUUGAAUGUGAGCAGCCUGUAGAUGAUUAUUAUAAUGAGGAGCUGUUUCAGGAUCAGAUGGUACCUGUUAAUGAUAAAGAUGAUCUGACGGAAUAUCCUCCUAAUUACCCACAGUGCAGUACUCUAAGGAUAGAUGACAAGUUCAAACAAAAUAAAGAGCAGAGUUCUCUGUCUUGUGACGAUGGGACUCCUCUUUUUGAAGACAAUCCAACUAAUGUGGUUUUACAAUCUGACAUGACUUGGGAAAGAGGAAACCCUUAUUCAUCAGGCCUUUACUGUGGUAAGAGUGGCGCUAUUCAUGGACACUUACAACACAGCCAAACAAAUCUUUGUAGAAACAUUAAUGCCUCAAAGCAUUAUGGGCGACCAUACAUUGGUUCAUUAGGGGAAGCAAAAUCGGAACAAAAUGGCUUUUGUACAGCCAGUGGAGUAAACGUUCAAGAUUUUCCAAAAUAUUCAACGCACCCUCCUUUAAGAGAAGGAAAUCCUGACAGUGACCAGGUCAGUUACAAAAAUGUUGUGGAUAACGAGGAUGCUUCUUGUUCUUUCUCUAUUGAAGAUGACACAGAUGAACAUGUUGGAAUAUGUCAGAAUCUUGAAAUUUGCAUACAAAAUAUGAAUACGCUUAAUUGGAAUAACGUACAUGAUGAAGGUCAUAGUGCAUCCGAAACUUCUGCAAGCCACUGGGAGCCAAAGAGAUCCCCUGUACAUCGGUGUACAGCUUCUGGUAGCCAACACCAAGACGAUUGCACUCGUUCUGUGUUUUCUUCGAGCUGUUAUACUAAACCUGCUCUGCACAUCAAAGCAAGCACCAGCCAGUCAUUUUCACACUAUCUCCUCAACCAUCCUGAGCUGGAGGUUGAUACUGCAGAGUCCAUUCCGCCUCCAGAGCUGGUAGAUGGCAGCAUAUUUGACUACUGCAAUUCCAGUGACUGCAAUUCCAUGGCUGAAACUGUGCAGACAUCCAUUAAAGGAAGUGAUGAGAAACAUGCAGGGGAGCCAGAGCAGCCACCUGGGGAAAUGCAAGCCUGCUAUGAGCAUACGCUGAAGUUAUUUAAUGCAAAGAGCAGCCCACUGGAGUCCAACCCUAAUGAGAAUCAUAGCACUACAGGAGACAGUGGAAUUGAGUCUCCACGAACUCGGAUAAGUCUUGCAUCAAGUAACUCUGUGAUUUUGGAAACUUUGAAGAAAAGGACAUUUCUACAGAAUCUGGAAAUAAACGUCGGUAACAAAAAUGAUGGACUGCUUACUGCCAGCUCAUUAAUGAAACUGACCCCAGCUAUGAAUGUAUAGUAUACAACCAACACACUUUUUUUUUUUUGCUUUUGCAUGUUUUUUUUAUUUUUAUGGAAAAAUAAAUUAUUUAUAUUUUUA